UUUGCAGCAUAUCAAACAAGUGCCCCAAGUCAUCAGCCGUGCUAACAAUAGAACUAAUCAAUGCACGCAUAUAGAGCACCAAUUUAUAUUCUGUGCUAAGUAUGCGGCAGCAAUCAACAAAUGCUGGACGCACAAAAUGAGGCAUAUCAGCGAGCAAAUAAUAUCGCCAACAACAAUGCCAGGGGCAACAAUAACAAAGCACACAACAAUGGGAACAACAAUGAGCAUCACUUAAGCAAAUAGAAAAUCAACACGAAAUCAACACAAAUAGCUGUGAAAUUUACUGUCAACAUUUGUUGCCAUAGCACAGGCGCGGAGCCACAUAUAGAGAAAAUAAUAGGGCAGAGAGAGAUAUACAUAGAGACAGAGACAGACAGAGGAGAGAGAAAACAAAAGCGUGAGAAUCGACAAACAAAGGGACUAGACAAGUAAACUCCAUUUCCAAUGGGCGGCAAGCAUGGAGCCAGCGGUAGUUCCGGAGGAGGCGGUGGAGGUGGAGCUCCCGGAGGCGGUGGCAGCCUCAACUCGAGCAUCUGCAACUCGGUGCUAACAAAUGCAACCGCAGCGAGCAACAGUCUGAGCCAGCAACAGCAGCAGCUUCAGGCUAAGUACAUCAAGUCGAAGCGCCAUCAGAGUCGAUAUACGAAUCUGCAGAAUUCUGGCCACGACUCCAGCAGCUAUCUACAUCUGAAUUCGCUCUGGUCGAUCUGGUAUGGCGUACUGCUGACACUCUUUCAAGGAUAUUUGGCUAUGCAUGGCGCCUACAGGUUCCUCGGCUGUUCGUUAAUACCCUGGAAAAUCGAGCCCGUUGGAGAGCUUAAUCUGCAAAUUGUACUCUCCGGUGUAGUAUUUAUUCUGCUGCCCAUAUUUUUUACUUCGGCCGUAUUUAAGGUAAGUUCUUCUUUUAAAUAAAGGGGGGUUUAACUU
Molecule: messenger RNA, 927 nt
Organism: Drosophila navojoa
Lineage: Eukaryota; Metazoa; Arthropoda; Insecta; Diptera; Drosophilidae
Gene: tinc
Product: transmembrane protein tincar
Source: RefSeq, a predicted model, not a curated record